Messenger RNA from Glycine soja, 1905 nucleotides. Its product is annotated as sugar transporter ERD6-like 5. The record is from RefSeq and is a predicted model, not a curated record. Gene Ontology annotation, biological process: carbohydrate transport; transmembrane transport. Lineage: Eukaryota; Viridiplantae; Streptophyta; Magnoliopsida; Fabales; Fabaceae. Gene Ontology annotation, molecular function: sugar transmembrane transporter activity. The transcript is spliced from 18 exons. Gene Ontology annotation, cellular component: membrane. Bases 25 to 1536 code for a protein of 503 amino acids.
CUUUGAUCUGAAUGUCAUGUAAUUAUGGUCAACGCCAUUGACCAACUAAGUGUUUUAAAACCUUCCUUCCUCUGCUUUGCUUUUCAUAGAACGCAAAGCAUGGACAACAAAACCGAUUUCUCAAGUCCUCUUCUCCCCACAAGUUACGGUCCCAAUGAUGCCGUUGACUCUCAGGGCAAAGGCCCUUCUUCUUCUUCCAUACCAACUACUCUUAUAAUCACUACCCUCGUCGCUGUUUUUGGUUCUUACGUUUUUGGCUCUGCUAUUGGGUAUUCAUCACCUACUCAAUCUGCAAUCAUGCGUGACCUCAAUCUCGGAGUGGCCCAGUACUCAAUUUUUGGUUCAAUAUUGACGAUUGGAGCCAUGAUUGGUGCCGUUGUGAGUGGUAGAAUAGCUGAUUAUGCUGGUCGUCGAGUUGCCAUGGGAUUCUCCCAGGUUUUCUGCAUCUUGGGAUGGCUUGCCAUAACAUUCUCAAAGGUUGCUUGGUGGCUUUAUGUUGGAAGACUGUUGGUAGGAUGUGGGAUUGGCCUUCUAUCUUAUGUGGUACCAGUUUAUGUAGCAGAAAUAACACCCAAGAAUCUUCGAGGGGCAUUCACUGCAGUUCAUCAGUUAAUGAUUUGUUGUGGGAUGUCAUUAACUUAUCUUAUUGGAGCAUAUGUGAAUUGGCGGAUCUUGGCUACAAUAGGAAUUAUUCCGUGUCUUGUGCAGCUUCUGAGUCUUCCCUUCAUCCCUGAUUCUCCUAGGUGGCUGGCUAAGGCUGGUCGCUUGAAAGAGAGUGAUUCUGCUUUACAGCGCCUCAGGGGGAAGAAUGCUGAUGUUUAUCAAGAGGCCACUGAAAUCAGAGAUCAUACAGAAGCCUUUCAAAAGCAAACAGAAGCUAGCAUCAUUGGCUUAUUUCAAAUGCAAUAUUUGAAGUCACUUACCGUAGGAGUUGGCUUGAUGAUACUGCAACAGUUUGGAGGGAUUAAUGGCAUUGUUUUUUAUGCAAACUCUAUAUUUAUAUCUUCUGGGUUUUCAGAAAGUAUUGGAACAAUAGCAAUUGUUGCCGUUAAGAUUCCAAUGACAACUAUAGGAGUACUUUUAAUGGAUAAAUCUGGAAGACGACCACUUUUGCUGGUGUCUGCAGUGGGAACAUGCGUAGGAUGCUUCCUGGCAGCCUUGUCAUUCGUUUUGCAGGACUUGCAUAAGUGGAAAGGAGUUAGUCCCAUUUUGGCGCUAGUGGGUGUAUUGGUAUACGUGGGAUCUUACUCUAUAGGCAUGGGAGCAAUUCCGUGGGUUAUAAUGUCUGAGAUAUUUCCCAUCAACGUGAAGGGUUCUGCUGGAAGCCUUGUGACUUUGGUUAGCUGGUUGUGUUCCUGGAUUAUAUCAUAUGCUUUUAACUUCCUCAUGAGUUGGAGUUCAGCAGGAACUUUCUUCAUGUUCUCUGGCAUAUGUGGCUUCACUGUGCUAUUCGUAGCAAAACUAGUACCAGAGACCAAGGGCCGUACACUAGAAGAAAUUCAAGCUUCUCUGAAUUCAUAUUCUUCUAAGAGAUGAAUUCCAUGCAUAAUAAACCCAGUAAGAAAUUUCCAAAAUGGCAUAUUGACGAUGGCUUCGUGAAACAAGCUUGUCAUUGAAAAAAGAAGGGAUAUGCAUACGUUAGUCUGAAUGAAGAAAAUUACAUUCAGCAAGCAUCACAAUAAUUUUAUUGAGACUCGUGAUGUACACAUAUCCUUACAAUUAAUUGUUUGUACUAUAUAUAGAUACUACUUAAUAUGUAGAUUUAUUUUUUAAUAUUUUUUUGAGACUGUAACAUGUAGCUUUGAAUAUUUGAUUUUAAACUUAGUGUCCCAGCCAUGGGACAUGUUUCACUCCGUAAAUGAAAUUGCAAGUUAAUGUGCUCUAUAAAAGUCCUCUCAUUUUUCA